AUGUAUUGCGAGUAUUGGCUUAAAGUUGAAGUGAAGGUCUUUCCCAACACUCGACGCGAUAACAGACAAUUAGGACUCAAAUUAAAUUUGUCGAAGAGAUGGGUGUCGAGGAUGUCGUCGACGGCCGGCAAAGAAUCAGCCAAAACGCGUCCAUUGAAUCGGGUUUUGAUCGCAAAUCGCGGAGAGAUUGCCAUAAGAGUGAUGAAGAGUGCGAAACGAUUGGGUCUUCAGACGAUUGCCGUCUAUUCGGAUGCGGACGCGAACGCAAUGCACACCCGAAUGGCUGACCACAGCUAUCACAUCGGAUCCUCGCCUUCCUCUCAGAGCUAUUUAGACAAACAGAAGAUAAUAGACGUCGCGAUCGCAUCCAAUGCCUGUGCAAUACAUCCCGGAUAUGGCUUUCUGUCCGAAAAUGUAGAGUUCGCCGAAAUGUGUGCCAAAAAUGACAUCAUAUUUAUCGGACCAAAAGCCGAUGCCAUCAGAGAUAUGGGCAUUAAGUCGACAUCAAAAACCAUUAUGUCUGCUGCAGGCGUUCCAGUGGUUCCCGGAUAUCACGGAGAUAUACAAGAAGACAAGUAUCUGUUAGAAGAAGCUAUAAAAAUAGGGUUUCCUGUUAUGAUAAAGGCUGUGAGGGGUGGCGGCGGCAAAGGUAUGCGAAUCUCUUUGAAUCAAAACGAUUUCAUACAAGACUUAGAGUCGGCCCGAAGAGAGGCAAUGAAAUCAUUUGGCGACCAAUCAAUGCUCAUCGAAAAGUUUGUGUCCAAUCCGCGACACAUCGAGGUUCAAGUGUUUGGCGAUUCGCUGGGAAAUUAUGUUUACCUCUUCGAGAGAGACUGUUCUGUCCAACGGAGACAUCAGAAGAUCAUCGAAGAAGCGCCGGCACCGCAUAUCACAGAAGAGAUCAGACGUGAGUUGGGAACGGCUGCCGUCAGGGCGGCGAAGGCUGUCAACUAUUUGGGCGCCGGAACUGUUGAGUUCAUAUACGAUCCCAAAGAUUCAAAGUUUUAUUUUAUGGAAAUGAAUACUCGCUUACAAGUGGAACAUCCGGUCACUGAAAUGAUUUCGGGAACCGAUUUAGUCGAGUGGCAGCUGAGGGUCGCCGCCGGACACGAGUUGCCACUAAAACAGGAAGAGUUGAAACUCAACGGACACUCGUUUGAAGCGCGCAUUUACGCUGAAGACCCCGAAAAUAACUUCAUGCCCGGCGCCGGACCUCUUGUGCGUCUGGAAACACCAGUUCCCACGUCUGAUGUGCGGAUAGAGACCGGUGUUAGGUCUGGCGAUGAGGUGUCCGUCCAUUACGACCCGAUGAUUGCAAAACUGGUGGUUUGGGGACACAAUAGAGAGACGGCAUUAAGAAAAUUGCGACAAUCGUUAACGCAAUACAAUAUCGUUGGCCUCAAAACAAAUGUUGACUUUUUGUUAAGGCUUUCAAAUCAUUCAGAAUUUCAAAGCGGAAACGUUUACACGAACUUCAUUGAAGACCAUCACAAAGAGCUGUUCCCAACCACUGAUACCUCACCGGACAUCAUGUGCUCCGGAGUUAUCGCUCUAAUACUCAAUGAGAAACUCAGUCAAACCAACAGAAACAAUGUCUCAUCGGAACCGUUCUCUCCGUUCAAUAUCUGUGAUGACAAACGUCUUCAUGAAGUGCCAGUCUUUCGGUUCUUUGAAUUAAUCGAUUCCAACAAUAAAUCUCAUGAAAUUAAAGUUGAUUUCAAUGCCAAUCAAACGUUUAAUAUCAAAGUGGGAAACGAUGUCUUCAGUAAUAUUAGCGCAGAAUAUGAACCAAAAGAUAACGAAUUGAGUGUAGAAAUGAAUGGCAUUCGAACCAAACAAAGAGUUCUCAUCACCGAUAAUAUGGUCUCCAUUUUCACAAGAGAUGGUUCCCAUAGUUUCGAGACAAAAGUUCCCGACUAUUUGAAGACACAAUCUGUGGAUUCGGUGACCGAUUCGCGCACAGUAUGCGCGCCAAUGCCGGGAGUGAUCGACAAAAUACUUGUGUCUGAGAAUCAAAGUGUGAAAAGUGGUGAUAAUCUGGUGGUUAUGACCGCAAUGAAGAUGGAGUACGUCAUCAAAGCCAACACAGACGCAGUGGUCGACAAACUAUUGUAUAAAGCGGGAGAUAAUGUGCCAAAAGGUGCACAACUUCUUAGCUAUAAAUAA
Messenger RNA from Medioppia subpectinata, 2166 nucleotides. The record is from the annotation of a GenBank genome assembly. NCBI's taxonomy places the organism in Eukaryota, Metazoa, Arthropoda, Arachnida, Sarcoptiformes, Oppiidae.